UUGGGUUGUGCUUGAGGCUAAUAAGGAAGCAUCUGCAGUGUCUUGGGCCAAAAAUUGGAGGCAAUGGAGAAAGAAAGAAAGGGAGAAGGAAACAACAAUAGGUUCCCUUACGUUGCCUCUCUUAAGCCUAUUGCUAGGUUUUACAUAUUUAGCUUUAGACCUUGAAAUGCAACCAACCUUGAACCCAUACUCUGUCAUAAAACCCCCAGAAUCCUCGAGAAACCCUAAAACGAUUAAUCUCAAUCCUCUUUCUUAUGCUGACAACUAAAACGUCAUCACUCCACAACAUGGUUGGCCAUGGUUGGCCUAACUCUUCGGUCUACCAGACUAGUUGUUGGCUAACCUGGUUAUUUAAAAAGGAGUGGUUUGCUGUCAAUGGUCAUGUAAAUUCUUGUGGACUCUUAUUUGCCUUUGGCGACUGUCCUGUAAAGGCCUGUGAAUUUUAAUGGACAAAGGAAAACAGAUUGUUACUGGCAAAAGCGAUGCUGGUGUCAGUGGCAGUACUAAUAAAAAGAUUCGUGCUUUUAUCGAUAGGAGCAAACUGAGGAUUUUGCUGUGUGAUACAAAUGCUGGGAGUUGUAAAGAAGUUGCCUCACUUCUUAAGGAAUGCUCUUAUCAGGUAAUUUCUGUAGGCUCAACUGGAGAGGCAAUCCAUGUUCUCAGCUCUGAGGGACCAAGUAUUGACAUUGUGCUUGCUGAACUUGAUCUCCCAAUGGCCAACUGCCUGAAGAUGUUGAAGUACAUUACUGAAGAUCAAGAGCUGCGAUGCAUUCCUGUGAUCAUGUUGGUCACAGAGGACAAGAUCUCAAUGAUUGCCAACUGCUUGCGGUACGGAGCAGUAGACUAUCUGUUAACGCCUUUAGGCAUCAAUGAGUUACUGAAUUUGUCAAUUCAUAUGGAGAGCGAGGCACACGGUUUGUAUCGCUCCGACUUCCAGAGAAGAAUGACUUUGAGAGAGUGCUGGUGGGCAUCAGCCAUCUACCCUGGUGGUGCAAUUAUGCAAGAAAGGCCGUUUUGUUACCAGAUGAUGCAUCCCAUCCCGGAGAGCUACUGGACGAGUUAAUGCAUUUUGAGAUAAAGAGCAUAGCUGCGGUAGUCAAGGAAAUCUGGGUCCUAUUGACACCCAGGGUCAUGUAGAAAACACUGGGCAUUGUAAUGAUCCCAAGUUAAACAUUUUGUGAUCAAUUAAUAUCCAUUCUCGUAUAAGAAAUGCUGAAUCUUGUGUCAA
Molecule: messenger RNA, 1228 nt
Organism: Vitis riparia (riverbank grape)
Lineage: Eukaryota; Viridiplantae; Streptophyta; Magnoliopsida; Vitales; Vitaceae
Product: two-component response regulator-like APRR1
Exons: 4
Coding region: 446-1063 (205 amino acids)
Biological process (GO): phosphorelay signal transduction system; cytokinin-activated signaling pathway
Source: RefSeq, a predicted model, not a curated record